GGCCGCCCUCGGUCGGCGGGGCGAGGCUCCCGGCCCGGACGGUAGGCGGGCCCCCCGGCCGCGGGGAAGGGGGCUGGUGGGCCUUCCGUCCCGUCCCCCCACCCGCCUUUCCUAUUUGGGGGACCCUCCGCUCCUCCUCCUCCUCCCGGAUCGGCGCUGGGCACAGCGCUCUGCGCAGAGUGGGCGCCUCCCCCGUCGCCGCCCGGUUGUUGUUACCAGCGGACCAUCCCGCCUUUCCCGUUAGCCGCCCGGCGGGGGACGGGCCGCCGUCGGGGGGAGGGGGUGGGAAAAGGGGGGACCCCCCGCCCCCCUCUCCCCCCAUCCCCUGCCCAGCCGUGGUAGCCCCUUCCCGGCGACCGUGCCCACCGUCGGGGCGGGCCGAGGGUCCCCCCCAGCGCGACGCCCAGGCCCCGACCAUGGUGGUCUUCAACGGGCAGCUGAAGAUCAGGGUGUGCGAGGCGGCCAGCCUGCGGCCCACCGCCUGGUCCCUGCGGCACGCCGUGGGCCCCCGGCCCCAGACCUUCCUGCUGGACCCCUACAUCGCCCUCAACGUGGACGACUCCCGCAUCGGCCAGACGGCCACCCGCCAGAAGACCAACAGCCCCGCCUGGCACGACGAGUUCGUCGCCGACGUCUGCAACGGGCGCAAGAUCGAGCUGGCCGUCUUCCACGACGCUCCCAUCGGCUACGACGACUUUGUGGCCAACUGCACCAUCCAGUUCGAGGACCUGCUGCAGAACGGGAGCGGGCACUUCGAGGACUGGAUCGAUCUGGAGCCCGAGGGAAGACUGUUUGUGAUCAUCGACCUCUCCGACUCGUCCGGUGAAGCCCCCGCGAAGGACAAUGAAGAGCGGGUCUUCCGAGAGCGGCUGCGGCCCAGGAAGCGUCAGGGAGCCGUCCGCCGCAGGGUCCACCAGGUCAACGGACACAAGUUCAUGGCCACCUACCUGCGCCAACCCACCUACUGCUCCCACUGCCGGGAUUUCAUCUGGGGCGUCAUAGGAAAGCAGGGUUACCAGUGCCAAGUCUGCACCUGUGUCGUCCACAAGCGUUGCCACGAGCUCAUCAUAACCAAGUGUGCCGGCCUGAAGAAGCAGGAAACGCACGAUGAGGUAGGGUCCCAGCGGUUCAGCGUCAACCUGCCGCACAAGUUCAGCAUCCACAACUACAAGGUGCCCACCUUCUGCGACCACUGCGGCUCGCUCCUCUGGGGCCUCCUGAGGCAGGGCCUCCAGUGCAAAGUGUGCAAGAUGAACGUCCACCGCCGCUGCGAGACCAACGUGGCCCCCAACUGCGGGGUGGACGCCCGGGGCAUCGCCAAAGUCCUGGCCGACCUGGGCGUCACGCCGGACAAGAUCACCAACAGUGGCCAGCGGAGGAAAAAGCUGAUGGCCGGAGCGGAGUCGCCGCAGGCCGUGGCCGGGAACUCGCUUUCCGAAGACGACCGCUCCAAGUCGGCGCCCACGUCUCCCUGCGACCAGGAGCUGACGGAACUGGAGAACAACAUCAGGAAGGCUCUGUCGUUCGACAACCGCGGCGAGGAGCAGGCCCGGCCGGCGGGGGCCGGGGCGGCGGGGGACGGACCCCCGGGACAGAACGGGGACAGCGGCGGGCCCUGGCAGGCCCAGGCCAAGCGCGUGGGCCUGGAAGAGUUCAACUUCAUCAAGGUCCUGGGCAAGGGCAGCUUCGGCAAGGUGAUGCUGGCGGAGCUGAAGGGGAAGGACGAGGUGUACGCGGUGAAGGUGCUGAAGAAGGACGUCAUCCUCCAGGACGACGACGUGGACUGCACCAUGACGGAGAAGCGCAUCCUGGCCCUGGCGCGGAAGCACCCGUACCUCACCCAGCUCUACUGCUGCUUCCAGACCAAGGACCGGCUCUUCUUCGUCAUGGAGUACGUCAACGGGGGCGACCUGAUGUUUCAGAUCCAGCGCUCCCGCAAGUUCGACGAACCCCGCUCCCGCUUCUACGCCGCCGAAGUCACGUCGGCCCUCAUGUUCCUCCACCAGCACGGCGUCAUCUACAGGGAUUUGAAACUGGACAACAUCCUCUUGGACGCGGAGGGUCACUGCAAGCUGGCCGACUUCGGCAUGUGCAAAGAAGGGAUCCUGAAUGGCGUCACCACCACCACCUUCUGCGGAACGCCCGACUACAUCGCCCCGGAGAUCUUGCAGGAGCUGGAGUACGGCCCGUCGGUGGACUGGUGGGCCCUGGGCGUGCUCAUGUACGAGAUGAUGGCCGGACAGCCCCCCUUCGAGGCGGACAACGAGGACGACCUCUUCGAGUCCAUCCUCCACGACGACGUCCUCUACCCGGUCUGGCUGAGCAAGGAGGCCGUCAGCAUCCUCAAAGCCUUCAUGACCAAGAACCCCAACAAGCGGCUGGGCUGCGUGGCCGCCCAGAGCGGUGAGGAGGCCAUCCGACAGCAUCCCUUCUUCAAGGACAUCGACUGGGCCCAGCUGGAGCAGAGGAAGGUCAAGCCACCCUUCAAACCGCGCAUCAAAACCAAGCGGGACGUGAACAACUUUGACCAGGACUUCACCCGCGAAGACCCCGUCCUCACGCUGGUGGACGAAGCCAUCGUGAAGCAGAUCAACCAGGAGGAAUUCAAAGGCUUCUCCUACUUCGGGGAGGACACGCUCCCGUGAAAGGCCGGCCGGCCGGCGGGGUCCACCCGGGUCGGGGGGCGCGCAGG
Tachyglossus aculeatus (Australian echidna) is the source of this 2692-nucleotide messenger RNA. It is a transcript of the gene PRKCE, whose product is annotated as protein kinase C epsilon. Gene Ontology annotation, molecular function: ATP binding; diacylglycerol-dependent serine/threonine kinase activity. Bases 417 to 2645 code for a protein of 742 amino acids. The record is from RefSeq and is a predicted model, not a curated record. The transcript is spliced from 15 exons. Gene Ontology annotation, biological process: protein phosphorylation. Lineage: Eukaryota; Metazoa; Chordata; Mammalia; Monotremata; Tachyglossidae.